AUGAGAUAUUUUUUUUCAUUUUCGUCCUCACAGAUCACUCCCUUCACACCCCUCUGCCACUCUCUCUUUUGUGAAGGUAGUAGAGAUGAUGAUGAAAAUUCUUUUAGGUGCAACGAAUCUAGCACCAAGAAACGGGCCUUGAGGCCGCAAACACGUAUUGGAUACCGACGAAUAAGGAAGAUGCUGACAACUAAAUACUGGAAAGUAGCUCCAAAAUUGAAGGAUUAUGAAAUUUCUAACAUUGUUAUUUUGGCAUCUUUAGAUCGGGGAACAAAGCCCAUAUACCGCAAUAGGAAAGCCAUUUACACACUUGAAAGAUGUCAACAUGAAGCUCCUUCUAAGAGGAGGAAAUUGUUUGACCAUAGCUCAAGAGUUAUGUAUAAUCAGGAGGCUAGUAGUGAAAGCAUAUCUAAUUCACCCAAGAAGAACAUAAUGGGAGCCAAAAGUGCUUUAGCUGCAUUCUUUCACCGAGCAAGAGGAUUGCCAUCUUCUACUAAAGGCCUUCAAGCAUCUUUUCACUCCAAUAAUUCACAUGGUGUGAAGUUUAGCAUCAAAUCCUUCAAGGUGCCAGAGCUUUACAUUGUAAGCACCAAAAACUGCAACUGUUGGUUCACUAAAGUGAUAAAGCUUCCUGAAUCUCAUAAGUGCGUUUUGUGCUCUAAGCAGAGGAUGGUUAUGGAAACAGUGACUGCUAUCCUUGGUGGGGAAUUACAUGUAGGGGUACUUCUUCAAGGGAAGAAGGUUAGGGAGGACAACAGAACUCUGCUGCAGACUGGUAUUUCUUGUAGUGGUAACCUUGAUACUCUGAGUUUUACACUGGAGCCUUGUAUCUCCCCAACUUCUCCACCUGUUAUAGAUCCUCCUCUUUCGGUGUCAUUGCUUGAGGCUAUGACCGGAGGUAGUGCAGCAUAUCAGAAGCUUAGAAAUCCUUUACUUGAAGGUGUUGAAGGUCCAGCACAGUUACAUUCUGCAAACAGUUUGUUGCAGUAUGUGGCUGAUGCAGUCUAUUGCAGCUGGUGGUCUUAUCCUGGGAUGGAGAUGUUCAGCUGGCAAAAUUCUGCAGCUUCAGAAAUUCAUCAGUAG
Messenger RNA from Ilex paraguariensis (yerba mate), 1083 nucleotides. Lineage: Eukaryota; Viridiplantae; Streptophyta; Magnoliopsida; Aquifoliales; Aquifoliaceae. The record is from the annotation of a GenBank genome assembly.